Messenger RNA from Telopea speciosissima, 988 nucleotides. RefSeq names its product protein LEAD-SENSITIVE 1-like. The transcript is spliced from 2 exons. NCBI's taxonomy places the organism in Eukaryota, Viridiplantae, Streptophyta, Magnoliopsida, Proteales, Proteaceae. The record is from RefSeq and is a predicted model, not a curated record. Bases 51 to 860 code for a protein of 269 amino acids.
CACUAUACCAUAGCGUAGCAGAGCAGCAUUUGCUAGAGAGAGGGAGAGAGAUGGGUCUCCUUUCCAACAAGGUAGAGAGAAGCCAGAUCAAAGCAGGCGAUCACAUCUACACCUGGAGAGCCAUUUACAGUUACUCUCACCAUGGCAUAUAUGUUGGAGGAAGCAAAGUGGUUCAUUUUACACGGGAACCAGAUACGGGUUCAAGUGUGGCAACCUCCCUCAAUUCUAGUUUAAAUUCAAAGCUUCCAUCAGUCUGUCCAACCUUUCCUGACUGCGGCUUCAGGCAACCCAACAGUGGGGUUGUCCUCUCUUGCCUGGACUGUUUUUUGGGGAAAGGACAUCUGUAUUGCUUCGAGUAUGGAGUUACGCCUUCUGCUUUCCUUGCCAAGGUCCGGGGUGGGACAUGUACAACAGCGACAUCUGACUCCCCAGAAACAGUUAUCCACAGGGCAAUGCAUCUGCUUCAAAAUGGGUUUGGGAACUAUGAUGUGUUCCAAAACAACUGUGAAGACUUUGCAAUGUAUUGCAAGACUGGACUUCUGAUCCUUGAUAGCAAGUCAGCUGUGGGAAGAAGUGGUCAAGCUUCUUCUGUCAUUGGAGCCCCUUUGGCAGCACUUCUUUCAUCUCCUCUGAAAUUGUUAAUGCCUGGACCUGUCGGGGUUGCAGCUGCAGCAGCUGGGGUGUACUGUGCAAGCAGGUAUGCUACCGAUAUAGGAGUUCGAACUGAUGUAAUCAAGGUGGCAGUGGAGGACAUGGCUGCGAACCUCAAUUGGGAAGACCCAUGUAGGCAACUGUCGGGUGUGACGGAGUCUUCUACCAGGAAUCCUAAAGAUCCAAAAGGGGACCUUAUCACUCUGUAAAAGUAGCAAAUUACUUAAAAAAAGACCCUCCCCAAAAAAUAGACAUUCAUAUUGACCUGAAGUUCCUACUUACAAAUAUCAUAUGCUGGGUCUGCUGGGGUUGCCAUUAUAGUCUUAUUGAACUUUUU